Messenger RNA from Geodia barretti, 249 nucleotides. The record is from the annotation of a GenBank genome assembly. NCBI's taxonomy places the organism in Eukaryota, Metazoa, Porifera, Demospongiae, Tetractinellida, Geodiidae.
AUGGAGAAGCUGGCGACCAGUCUCCACGACAUUCUGGAUCCCCAGCCUCCACCGCGGAACAAACCCUUCGUCCCCAUCUCUCUGAAACGCUCCGUCCUUCACGACGUGGCCCGCGGGCUCUCGUUCCUGCACAGCCACUCGCCGCCCAUCAUCCACCGCGACUUGUCGGCCAGAAACGUUCUCCUGAACGAGGGGAUGGUGGCCAAGAUAGCCGACAUGGGCAUGGCUCGCAUCUUGCCGAGUCUGUGA